AUGAACAUUGCAAUUUUUUUCCAGGAUGGUGACACUACCUUAGCUGAUGGUGACAAUAUCUUACACUCAGCUGUAAGAGGUGGACACCUCAACAUACUUCAAUGGUUAUUAGAAAGAACAAAGAUCGAUCCAAAAAGCGUAAAUAAGGAUGGUGACAAUAUCUUACAUUCAGCUGUAAGAGGUGGACACCUCAACAUACUUCAGUGGUUAUUAGAAAGAACAAAGAUCGAUCCAAAAAGCGUAAAUAAGGAUGGUGACAAUAUCUUACACUCAGCUGUAAGAGGUGACCACCUCAUCAUACUUCAAUGGUUAUUAGAAAGAACAAAGAUCGAUCCAAAAAGUUUAAAUAAGGAUGGUGACACUCUUUUACAUUUAGCUGUAAGAGAUGGACGCAUCAUUAUACUUCAAUGGUUGUUACAAAGAACAAAGAUCGAUCCAUAUAGCGUUAAUAAGGAUGGUGACAAUCUCUUACACUCAGCUGUAAGAGGUGGACUCCUCAACAUACUUCAAUGGUUAUUAGAAAGAACAAAGAUCGAUCCAAAAGAGGAAAAUAAGGAUAAUGACACUCUUUUACACUCAGCUGUUAGAGAUGGACACCUCCACAUACUUCAAUGGUUAUUAGAAAGAACAAAGAUCGAUCCAAAUAUCGUAAAUAAGAACGGUGACACUCUCUUACACUCAGCUUGUAGAGGUGGAGACCCAACCAUUCUUCAGUUGUUAUUAGAAAGAACAAUGAUCGAUCCAAAAAGCGUAAAUAAGGAUGGGGACACUCCAUUUGAUACAGCUGCAGAAGUAGAAAAAUUAAAAACAGUUAGACUGUUAUUAGAAAGAACAACAAUAGACCCUAAAAAAAUAUACAAGAAUGGAAACACUGUUUUACACAUAGCUGCUAGAACUGGAGAACUCGAAACAGUCAAACUGUUACUCGAAACAUCAAAUUUAGAUCCAAAUCAAAAGAAUGAGGUAUAA
This is a messenger RNA of Mytilus trossulus (common blue mussel), 969 nucleotides long. Its product is annotated as putative ankyrin repeat protein RF_0381. The coding region runs from base 1 to 969 and encodes 322 amino acids. Lineage: Eukaryota; Metazoa; Mollusca; Bivalvia; Mytilida; Mytilidae. Gene Ontology annotation, molecular function: protein binding. The record is from RefSeq and is a predicted model, not a curated record. The transcript has 10 exons.